Molecule: messenger RNA, 315 nt
Organism: Suillus discolor
Lineage: Eukaryota; Fungi; Basidiomycota; Agaricomycetes; Boletales; Suillaceae
Exons: 2
Coding region: 40-267 (75 amino acids)
Source: RefSeq, a predicted model, not a curated record
UGUUUUUCUUGACACAUCCCAUAUAACCUAGCACGAGCCAUGCAUUUCUCAUACCUCCGAGUCGUCGCAGUCGUUGCAGCUUUGACAAGAAUUAUACCUGUCAGCGCAGAUUGGUGUGCGCCCUUAGACCGUGCUUGUGGCCCGACCAGCCCGGAAGGCCUCACAUGCUGCAUUGGCCUUGUGUGUCCGCAUGCUUUGCGCCUUGUACCAGUCCGGAAGUACCCUCGUGUGCUGCCAGAGCAAGUCCGGAUGAGCUUGGCAAACUGAGCAUGUCACAAUAGUGAGUCUUAUCUCUUUCGCGUUGGCACAGUGCUU